AUGUCAACAUGGCAGAUAUUCUCCGAUGCUGAAAACAAUUACCACUGGAAAAUUAGUAAAGAUGCUUCAAAUGUUAAACCCUUGCCCACUCCCAUUGCCACCCCUCUCCUCCCUUCCAUGGCUGAUAUUCUUCUUCAAGGCUGUUCGAAUAUCAAUGAAGGCACUCCAGCUGUUCUUGGCGAUGAUGCUAUUUCUGAAGGUGAAGAGCAUGCAAUACAUAAUAUUUGCAGCUUCUCAAAUUCUCUCUUUAAGACAGUAUCUGGCAAAAGAAUUACUAUAUCUUCUAAUGGUCUUGCUCGAGCAAAGACAUUAUUGGGGUUGAAAGAAGACACUGUUGGUAGUAAUAUCCCAAGCCCUCAGCAUACAAAAAAAAGCCCUCAGCAUACAAAAAAAUUACAUGCUAUGGUCGAAACAUAUGAAAGGCAACAACUGUCACCUCAUGUACAGCAACAUAAAGUUAUCAACAGUUAUAAGAUGAUGAAUGUUGUAUCAUGUCAAAGUCCUUCAGUUGGUAGUAGUCACACAUUAAAGAAUGAGUUUGACCAAAAAGUUGUUCAACCAGAUAAACAAGCUCCAAUUAAAUUCCAAACUGCAGGUGGAAGGUCUAUAUCCAUUUCUAAUGAUGCACUCCAACGUGCUAGGAGCCUUCUUGGUGACCCAGACCUGGGAGAUUUCCUUGAUGGAGGGGAUGUUGGUGAUUCAAUUUUCUCAUUUCAAAAUAAGAGACAAAACAACACUACUUUAGCUUGUGAUAGGAGCGAUACUAAUACUCCUUUGCGCCAUCAAAUAACAUCAGAGAGCAAUCAUAUGACUAAAAGUUGCACAUACCCCAUGCGGUCUUCUAGACAAAAAGACUUUUCAACUUCUGAAGGUACUGGGAAUAACUUAAUCAUGAGAUUUGAUGCUGUUGGGGAUGAAAAUGAUUAUAGCCGUAAGAGUUGUAACACUUGGGGACAGAAACCCUUAUAUGACAGGAACCAAGCGCCGGACUCAACUGUGUAUCAUUCUUCUCUGAAUGGUUUUUCUUCAAAAGCAGAUCCACGUGAAAUGUCAUCAGGCAGAUCAUUUGCUGAUAUUUCCAAUACCAUUAACACAGUUCAUACAAAAAAUAGACAAGCUGCUAGUGGAAAAAGGAGACUAGGUUUAGGUUUAACUGUUUCUUCCUUCAAAAGGCCUCGUUGUUCCAAAACUUCUGUCCCUUUUGACCAGGACGUUGCAGUUUUUCCUAAUGAUUUGUCUCAAUUAUCCUCUGGUGCUUCUGGAUGCAAAAUAAAGGUUUCUACCCGAUAUCCAUUUCGGUAUCCAAGGAUGCACAUCAAGGAAUUUUUUGCAGCACCUCCAUUAGAGCGGGGGAACGUUUGUUUUCCAAACCAGGGCAGACAGAUGACAUCAUUGAAUGCAGAAAAACACUUUUUCCAUGAUGGGUCUGGUGAUAAUGUUAUGGGAGCAGAAGCUUUUGUCCAUCUAUUGGCUCGACAUGGAGCUUCCAUGCAAUUUGCUUCUAAAGAGUGGGUCAUGAAUCAUUACAAGUGGAUUGUCUGGAAACUAGCAUGCUACGACAGAUGCAAUCCAGCUAGGUCUGCAGUAAAAUUUUUGACCGUAUCAAAUGUGCUUGAGGAACUGAAGUACAGAUAUGAAAGAGAAGUGAAUCAUGGCCAUCGGUCUACAAUCAAGAAAAUUCUUGAAGGAGAUGCAUUGCCUUCUUCAACGAUGACUCUCUGCAUUUGUAGUUUUCACUCCGAUCAUGGACUGGAAAGUGGGACUUUUUCUGAGACAGGAACUGGGGCUCAGAGCAGGGAGGAAGUGAAAGUUGAACUAACUGAUGGAUGGUAUUCUAUGAAUGCCAUUUUAGAUGUUCCAUUGUCAAAGCAAUGGGCUGCUGGAAGAUUGUUUAUUGGACAGAAGCUUCGGAUCUGUGGAGCAGAAUUAUGUGGCUGGAAUGGGCCAGUUUCACCCCUUGAGGUGUCAUCAACAGUUUGUUUAUUGCUGAAGAUAAAUGGAACAUAUAGAGCUCAUUGGGCUGAACGGUUAGGAUUUUGUAAGGCUGCUGGUCCACCUUUAGCUUUCAGAUGUAUAAAAAGUAAUGGGGGUCCAAUCCCUCAAACUUUGGCUGGAAUUACCCGCAUAUAUCCUAUUCUUUACAAGGAAAGGUUAAGCAGUGGACGGUCUGUGGUCAUAUCAGAGAGGAUGGAGAAUAAAAUGAUGGAGCUGUACAAUCACAGACGCUCUGCUAUUGUGGAUUGGAUCAUUUCGGAGUAUCAGAAUGACCAUACAGGUUCACAUAUUUAUGAUGACAGUGAUAGUGAAGGGGCUAAGAUUUAUAAAAUGCUGGAGACAGCUGAAGAACCCGAAUUCCUAAUGGCAGAUAUGAGCCCAGAGCAGCUAAAAUCUUUUGCUGCUUAUAAGGCCAAAUUAAAUGCAAGCAGACAGUCAGAAAUGGAAAAAUCAAUUGAGAAAGCUUUGACAGAUGCUGGCUUGAGACAUAGAGAAAUCACACCAUUUAUGAGGUUAAGGGUAGUUGGAUUAACUUGCAAAACUCGACAAGACAAACCUAAAGAAGGCAUAGUAACAAUCUGGAACCCCACAGAGAAGCAGCGUCAGGAGCUGGUAGAGGGAGAAGCAUAUGCAAUUGCAGGGCUCAUACCGUCAGGUUCUGAUCUGGAUAUCAUUUGCUUGCAGACUAGAGGAUCUUCUACCAAGUGGUUGCCUUUAUCUAUAAAUGCAAAGGAACAAUUUAAGCCAUUUUUCAUUGGUAGAAAAUCGAUUUCAUUGUCAAGUUUAAGUGGCAUCUCUCUUUCCAAUGAGUUCGAUAUUGCUGCAUAUGUUGUGUAUGUGGGAGAGGUUUAUACAUCAGCCCAGCAAAGGAAGCAAUGGGUUUUUGUGACUGAUGGAUCCAUCAUGGGUGGUUUAAUCAACUCUUUGCUUGGCAUCUGCUUUUGCUCCCCAUCGAUUGAUUAUGAUUCAUCUCCACCAAUCAACUAUAACCUUGCUGGAUCUACGGUUGGUUUCUGUAAUCUUAUAAAAAAGGAAAAGGACUAUGCAAACCAUAUAUGGGUUGCUGAUGCCACUGAAACCUCGACCUAUUAUUUGGAUUUCGAUUCCCCGCACUGUUCUCACCUCAGAAACGCUGCCAGCUCCAUCAGAAGAUGGGCAAAUAAUUCUUGCUCGACAAUAGAGAAACUCAAGGAAAAGGUAUUGUAUGUGGUUGGCAAUUGUAAAGCCUAGAAGGAGAAAAACUCAACUAAAGAUGUGGCUAUAUAUAUGUCGCUCUAUUGUCUAUGUAAUAUUACCGAGUAUCGGAAAUCUA
Messenger RNA from Gastrolobium bilobum, 3307 nucleotides. Its product is annotated as protein BREAST CANCER SUSCEPTIBILITY 2 homolog B-like. Lineage: Eukaryota; Viridiplantae; Streptophyta; Magnoliopsida; Fabales; Fabaceae. Bases 1 to 3225 code for a protein of 1074 amino acids. The transcript has 19 exons. The record is from RefSeq and is a predicted model, not a curated record. Gene Ontology annotation, biological process: regulation of DNA-templated transcription; double-strand break repair via homologous recombination.